AUGGCAGCCCAAAAAGCCGUCGUCAUUACCGCCCCUAAUCAAGCAACCGUGGUGUCCAACAGAUCCUUACCCAAACUUCGCCAUGACUGCAUCCUCGUCAAAACCGUCAGCGUGGCCCUGAACCCAACAGACUGGAAAUCUAUCGAACACAGAUCUGCCACAGGUGUGCUUGUGGGUUGUGACUACGCAGGGAUUGUAGAGGAGGUAGGGAAAGGUGUCAACAAGACAUUUAAACCAGGAGACCGAGUCUGCGGAUUUGUCCACGGUUGCAAUGCUGUCCAACCGGAAGACGGUGCAUUUGCAGAGUACAUCGUGGCAAUUGGGGACUUGCAACUACGGAUCCCGGACCAUGUGAGUUUCCAGGAGGCUACUACUUUGGGCCUGGGUGCAGUUACUGUGGGACAAGGGCUUUAUCAGAGUCUGAAGAUGGGCUUUCCUACUCCUACUCCUACUCCCCGACCCAAUGAGACCACGCCGAUUCUCAUCUACGGCGGCUCAACCGCUACAGGAACCCUGGCAAUCCAGCUCGCCAAGUUAUCUGGCUACAAGGUGUUGACGACCUGCUCACCGCACAACUUCGACCUUGUGAGGGGAUUGGGCGCUGAUGCAGUUUUCAACUACCAUGACCCGGACUCCGCCACUGCAAUCAAGGAGCAUACACAGAACCGUCUGAAAUUGGUGUUCGAUACAGUCUCAACCGAAUCUAGCGCGGAAUACUGUGAGCGUGUGCUAUCAACCGAAGGUGGCGACUAUAGUACUCUUUUACCCAUUACUAUUGAGCGCGAGAAUGUUAAUAGCCGGCUCACGGUAGCUUAUACGGCUUUCGGCAAAGGGUUCAAGUUCGGUGAUAGGGAUAUUCCUGCCAGUUCUGUGGACAGGGAGUUUGCGGACAAUUUCUACGCUACUGUUGAGAGAUUGCUUGGAGAGGGAAAACUAAGAGCUCAUCCCCCUAGGGUUUGUCUUGGUGGGUUGAACGGUGUUCUGGAGGGAUUGAGAUUGAUGAAGGAAGGGAAAAUCAGCGGAGAGAAGCUCGUGUAUAAUGUUGCAGAGACUCUGUGA
Molecule: messenger RNA, 1059 nt
Organism: Aspergillus chevalieri
Lineage: Eukaryota; Fungi; Ascomycota; Eurotiomycetes; Eurotiales; Aspergillaceae
Product: zinc-binding alcohol dehydrogenase family protein
Exons: 1
Coding region: 1-1059 (352 amino acids)
Molecular function (GO): oxidoreductase activity, acting on NAD(P)H
Source: RefSeq, a predicted model, not a curated record